This is a messenger RNA of Ogataea philodendri, 2883 nucleotides long. RefSeq lists its product as uncharacterized. The record is from RefSeq and is a predicted model, not a curated record. The coding region runs from base 1 to 2883 and encodes 960 amino acids. Gene Ontology annotation, cellular component: nucleus. NCBI's taxonomy places the organism in Eukaryota, Fungi, Ascomycota, Pichiomycetes, Pichiales, Pichiaceae. Gene Ontology annotation, biological process: nuclear-transcribed mRNA catabolic process. Gene Ontology annotation, molecular function: 5'-3' RNA exonuclease activity; RNA binding. The transcript has a single exon.
AUGGGUGUUCCAGCGCUUUUCAGAUGGCUUUCGCGUAAAUAUCCGAAAAUCAUCUCUCCGGUGAUUGAAGAAGAGCCUGUGAUUGUUGGGGAUAUCGAGCAGCCGAUCCAGUACUCGAAUCCGAACCCAAAUGGAGAACUAGAUAACCUGUAUUUGGACAUGAACGGUAUUGUCCAUCCUUGUUCGCAUCCGGAAAAUAAACCGCCUCCAGAAACAGAGGCCGACAUGAUGAUAGAGAUUUUCAGAUACACCGACCGUGUGCUGAAUAUGGCGCGUCCACGGAAGAUUUUGAUGAUCGCAGUGGAUGGUGUUGCUCCUCGUGCAAAAAUGAACCAGCAGCGGUCAAGACGGUUCCGUUCGGCCAGAGACGCCGCGAUUGCCCAGGAAGAGCGUGACAGACAGAUUCACGAAAAAGAGAUGCGUGGAGAGGAGAUCGAUAUGGCCAUCAAGGGCAAGAAGUCGUGGGACUCCAACUCCAUUACUCCUGGCACUCCGUUCAUGGAUAUUCUUGCACGGUCUUUGCGCUACUGGGUGGCCUACAAAUUGUCCACGGAUCCUGGAUGGGCUGGCUUGCAGGUUAUAAUCAGCGAUGCCACUGUUCCUGGAGAAGGCGAGCACAAGAUCAUGAAUUUCAUCAGAUCUCAGAGAUCUGACCCGGAAUACAACCCAAACACCACCCAUUGUAUUUACGGAUUGGACGCCGAUUUGAUUUUCUUGGGUCUCGCUACUCACGAGCCGCAUUUCCGUGUGCUUCGUGAAGAUGUUUUUGCGAAAGACCAGGCCCAGCGACAGCUUCGAAUCUCCGACCAGGUGAACAUGAGUGAGGAUACCAAGGAACGGCUCAAGGCUGCCGACCAGAAGAAACCGUUCUUGUGGCUUCAUGUGGGUGUUUUGCGUGAGUACCUCGAAGUGGAGCUGAAUAUCCCACGGCUAUCGUUCAACUUCGACCUUGAACGGGCCAUCGACGAUUGGGUGUUCAUGUGUUUCUUUGUUGGUAAUGAUUUCUUGCCGCAUCUGCCAUCGUUGGACGUUCGUGACAAUGGUAUCGACACUUUGGUUGAUAUUUGGAAGCGUGUGCUGCCAAACUUGAGAGACUACUUGACCUGUGACGGAAGACUGAAUUUGGACUCUGUUGAGACGGUGAUGGCCCAUUUAGCACAGAAAGAGGACGAGAUUUUUAGAAAACGGUACGAGGGAGAAAGACGUCGUGAGGAGAAUGACAAGCGGCGGAAACUUGAGCGUGAACAGACCAGCGUGAUGAAAAAUCAGCUGUUAAAGACAGUUACAAAGGGUAAGGAAAAGGCACCAAUAAUGCCUUCCCAAAACAUGACGUUGACGAAUCUGACCACUGGCCAGACUGCCGGUGGAUUGAAGAUGAGCAACAGCGAAAUCGUCCAGAAUAUCAGCACCAUUUCCAAGGCCAAUGCGGCAAACAAGAACGUGGCAGAUAUUUUGAAACAGGCCCUGUUCAACAACACUGAAACCAACGGUAAUGCUAGUGCUGUUAGCGUUGUCAAAGAAACCGAGACAGAAGAGCCGAUUGACGUUUCCGAGAAGAAACGGCCAGCGUCUGCUGCGUUUAAUUCCGACUCCGAACCGUCCGACGCGGAAGUGAUAGACACCACCGACUCGAUCAGACUUUGGGAGCCAGGCUACAGAAACAGAUACUACCAGGAAAAAUACGGGACAACCGACGAGGAAGAGCUGGCCAAGAUCAAACGAGGAAUGGUGCGAUCGUACGUUGAAGGUAUCUCGUGGGUGCUGUUGUACUAUUACCAAGGAUGUCCAUCAUGGAACUGGUAUUAUCCAUACCAUUAUGCUCCGUUUGCUGCUGAUUUCACCAAUCUGACCGACAUCAAGGUGGAGUUCAAACUGGGGACUCCCUUCAGACCGUACGAGCAGCUGAUGAGUGUGCUUCCUGCCGCCUCUGGCCACAAUCUGCCCGAGGUGUUCAGACCGUUGAUGUCUGAGCCAGAUUCAGAAAUUAUUGAUUUCUACCCUACCGAUUUCAAGAUCGACAUGAACGGAGCCAAGAUGGCCUGGCAGGGAAUUUGUUUGCUGCCGUUCAUCGACGAGAACCGGUUGCUGAAAACUGUGCGUGAGAAAUACUCCUCGUUGACGGAGUACGAGACCGAACGGAACACCAACAGAAACGAGGUGCUUUUCCUGGGACGCAAGAACAAAUUCUACGAGCAGUUCUUGAAACUGUACGAGACGCAGUCCAAGGAGGAGGCGUACGUUCAUGCUGGGAAGACAGGUCUGGCCGGAAAAGUGUUCACGACAGAGAAGUUUGACCCCAAGUCGGUGAUCAAGUUUGACCUGGGAGUCACCAGCGACGUUUUCACAGAUAUCCCGAACUCCACCUAUCUUGCGGUUGAGUACCGGAUGCCACCAAAGGUGAACAGCAAGUCGAUGUUGUUGAACGGGUAUCGGUCUCACUUGAAGGUUCUGACCCAACAGGACAAGGACCUGAUCACGUACACUUCCAACAAGUUCUACAGAAACAACCGCAAUUUCCAAACCAAGUUCGAUAUCGACUACAGACCGCACAUCGGGCCACAUGGCGAUACCAUCUACUCUUUGCGCGUGGGUGGAUACAAGAGCUUUAUCCAGAUGUACCAGGAACAGGCUCAAAGCCAGGCGUACCAGCCACCUCAGAACUACAACCAGAACCGCGGUGGCUACCAAAACCAAGGUUAUAACCGGUACCAGAACCAAGGCUAUAACAAUUACCAGAACCAAGGUUAUAACAACUACCAGAAUCAGGGAUACAACCAAAACCAAGGAUACAAUAACUACCAAAACCAAGGGUAUCAGCAGCGUAACGGACAGUACCACAAUGAGUUCCAAAGGUAUCCAAAUAGAAAUAAUGGCCGGUGGUAA